AUGUCCUGGCAAUUUAAGCUCACAGCCAGUGUGCGGGCGUCUCCGCUGCGGGCACUGACUACCCGGCCGAAUAAUGGUCUCCUACUUCGCCCGACCGUAUACGGUGCUGCGGGGAGGUUCUCCGCUUGGUCAGACUCUACCAUGACUCAAACCAUCACCUACGCUAAACGGACCUUGUCCACCACCCAACCGAGGAAAAGCUUAAACCUCGAUAACAUAAACCAGAACGUCCGCGCGGCCAAGUACGCUGUGCGUGGAGAGUUGGCUGUCAAGGCUGAGGCUUACCGUCAGCGCCUCACCGAGGGUGAUAGCUCGCUGCCCUUUGACAGUGUCAUUUUCGCCAACAUUGGUAACCCACAGCAAUUGGACCAGAAGCCUAUUACCUUCUUCCGACAAGUACUAAGUCUCCUCGAGAACCCUAUACUUUUGGAGAACCCCAAGGUAUUGAAGACCUCUUUUGGAUAUAAACAGGAUGUGAUUGAUCGGGCAGAAGUCUUACUGGGCAAUGUGCAGAGCGUUGGUGCUUAUAGUCACAGUCAAGGUGCUCCCGGAAUCCGCGACAGCGUUGCCAAGUUUAUUGAGGAGCGUGAUGGAUUCCCUGCCAACCCGCAGGAUCUGUUCUUGACUGGUGGUGCCUCGGCUGGUGUUGCCACUCUUCUGAAUGUUAUUUGUAAUGAUUCCAACGCAGGUGUACUGGUCCCAAUUCCCCAGUACCCGCUGUACACUGCAACAUUGGCAUUGUUGAAUGCGCACUGCGUUCCUUACUACUUGGAGGAGCAGAAGGCCUGGGGAACCAACGUCGAUGUAAUUAAGCAGUCGAUUGCCGAAGCCAAGGCUAAGAACAUUAAUGUGCGCUCUAUCGCUGUGAUUAAUCCAGGCAACCCGACUGGAGCCUCUCUCAGUCCGGAUGAUAUCAAGGCAGUACUUGAUAUCGCCGCUGAGGAGGCUCUCGUCGUUAUUGCCGACGAGGUCUACCAGACCAACGUCUUCACUGGCGAGUUCGUCUCCUUCAAGAAGCGCCUUCGCCAGCUCCAACAGGAGCAGCCUGGCAAGUACGAUGACGUGGAGCUGGUUUCCCUGCACAGUACCUCCAAGGGCAUGGUUGGAGAGUGUGGUCACCGUGGUGGUUAUUUCGAGCUUGUGGGCUUCGACCCCCUGGUUCAGGAACAGAUUUACAAACUCGUCAGCAUUGGUCUGUGCCCGCCGGUCGUUGCACAGUGCUUGCUGGAGACUAUGGUGAACCCUCCUCGUGAGGGUGAGCCUAGCCACGAGCUGUAUCAACAGGAGUAUAAUGGAAUCCGCGAUGGCUUGCACAAGCGUGCUCUUGCCUUGUACAAUGCCUUCCAGCGGAUGGAGGGUGUAGAGUGCCAGGAACCUCAGGGUGCUAUGUACCUUUUCCCUACUAUCAACCUCCCCAGCAAGGCCGUCGAAGCCGCUCAGUCUGAGAGUCGUGCCGCCGAUGAAUUCUACUGUCUGGCCUUGCUGGAUGCUACCGGUGUUUGUGUCGUCCCAGGCUCUGGUUUCGGUCAGAAGGAGAACACACUUCACUUCCGCACAACUUUCCUUGCACCUGGCACCGACUGGGUUGAGCGCAUCGUGAAGUUCCACUCCGAGUUCAUGGAGAAGUACCGGUCAUAA
This is a messenger RNA of Penicillium malachiteum, 1638 nucleotides long. RefSeq names its product putative alanine aminotransferase. The transcript is spliced from 3 exons. Gene Ontology annotation, molecular function: L-alanine:2-oxoglutarate transaminase activity; pyridoxal phosphate binding. The record is from RefSeq and is a predicted model, not a curated record. The coding region runs from base 1 to 1638 and encodes 545 amino acids. NCBI's taxonomy places the organism in Eukaryota, Fungi, Ascomycota, Eurotiomycetes, Eurotiales, Aspergillaceae. Gene Ontology annotation, biological process: biosynthetic process.